Molecule: messenger RNA, 792 nt
Organism: Alnus glutinosa
Lineage: Eukaryota; Viridiplantae; Streptophyta; Magnoliopsida; Fagales; Betulaceae
Exons: 1
Coding region: 1-792 (263 amino acids)
Source: RefSeq, a predicted model, not a curated record
AUGGAUUCGGGUGGAAGGUUUAACAAUUUUGGGGUUGAGGUGCUCAACCAUUCUAACUACAAGAUAUGGAGGUUGUGCAUGGAGUCUUAUCUUGUUGGGGAAAACUUAUGGGAGGUUGUUGGUGGAGGUGAUGUGAAUCCUCCGAAAGAUGCUCCGGAGAACGUCAAUAACUUGAAGAAAUGGCGGAUAGCGAAUGUAAAGGCAGAAUCUAUCUUGAAGAGAUCUAUUUCCCAUGGGCUAUUUGAGCAUAUCAUUGGGUAUAAAUCGGCAGGUGAGAUUUGGACUACCCUUUAUGGGUUGUUCAAUAAAAAAGAUGUGGCUCGAUUGCAAUUAAUGGAGAACAAGUUGGCAAAUACAACUCAAGGUGAUCUCUUUAUUUCUCAGUUUUUCUUAAAGAUUAAAAAUCUUUGUUCAGAGAUUUCAGCCCUUAAAACAGAAGAACCUAUAUCGGAGGCACGAAUGAAGCGUCAUAUUAUUCAUGGUUUAAAUGAGUAUAUUCCCUAUGUUACGUCUAUUCAAGGAUGGGCUAUUCAACCCACCUUGGUAGGGUUUGAAAGUCUUCUCACAUCACAAGAAUCAUUGGCUCGACAAAUAGCGAGAUGCUCCAUUUCGGGAAGUGAAGGAGAUGCGCUCUUUUCCAAUAAAAAGAAAAUUUUCAGCAAAGGUAAAAAUGAUGGUUUUAGAAAGCAUGAAGAUGGUGGAGAAUCAUUCGAGAAGCGAGAUGAAAAUAAAAAUGUGACAAGUGUUAUCGAUGUGGUAAACUUGGACACAAAAAGAAGAAUUGUCGUGUGA